AUGUCGCAACAGCCUAAACCUAGCCUAGCGGCUGAUUUCACAACCUGCACUCUGGAUACACCAGACAUCCAGCACGCCGUCAGCAAGGAGGACGCCGAUGGUGGCGUUACCCCUAGGAGCCACGACCUGGGCCUUUGCAACAUCCCCCGUCACAGAUUUCUCACGCACGCCGAGUGGGCGGUUCUCGCGCAUGGUGUUGGGGGUGUCAAAGAUGCAGAAAAUCAAGCGCCUCUGCACCCUGUUCUAAUGAUCCUGCAACUCUUCCUCGGAGCCAGCCUUACAGGCCUCGGCUCGCUCAGCCUGCAACACGGCACGCCCAUCACCAUUCUUGGCGCAGCCAACACCAUCAUUGCCGGGCUACUUGCGUUUCUUCACAACAGUGGCUUGCCGGACCGCUACGGAUAUAACAUGGCCGAGUUUAGAGAAGUCGAAGAUCACAUCAGAGAGAUCCUCGAUACCGCCAUGGUCCCAACGAACCACACGAUUGAUCAAGCUCUCGCGGAGUGCUUCGACAUGUACCAGCACGCGAAAGCGACCGUCUUAGCCAACAAGCCCAUGACUUAUACCACGAGCGGGGGUCUCCAGGCGGGAAGACGCUUCGUCCCCCCCGUUGGACCAGGGCCGACACCAACGGUUCAACUGCCAAGGGUCAAGGGUCAAGGAGGUGGGGGUUCUGGCGCCGAAGCGGCAAAGUGA
Messenger RNA from Ilyonectria robusta, 696 nucleotides. RefSeq lists its product as uncharacterized. Bases 1 to 696 code for a protein of 231 amino acids. The transcript has 2 exons. The record is from RefSeq and is a predicted model, not a curated record. NCBI's taxonomy places the organism in Eukaryota, Fungi, Ascomycota, Sordariomycetes, Hypocreales, Nectriaceae.